Fimicolochytrium jonesii is the source of this 2742-nucleotide messenger RNA. RefSeq lists its product as uncharacterized. The transcript has 12 exons. Lineage: Eukaryota; Fungi; Chytridiomycota; Chytridiomycetes; Spizellomycetales; Powellomycetaceae. Gene Ontology annotation, biological process: SCF-dependent proteasomal ubiquitin-dependent protein catabolic process. Gene Ontology annotation, molecular function: protein binding. Gene Ontology annotation, cellular component: SCF ubiquitin ligase complex. Bases 92 to 2602 code for a protein of 836 amino acids. The record is from RefSeq and is a predicted model, not a curated record.
GCCAUCCUCAGCGCCAGAUCGAUCUUCGACCCUAGCUGCCCAGCCAAUUUUCCAUCCCUAUACGUCAGCGACAAGCAGCAAUGACAAUCGUAUGGAUACCGGCCAGUUCGUCGCGUCGAGAGUGAUCACAAAUCGGAAAGAUUGCGAAAGACUGGCUGCUACAAAAGAAUUCGAGGCGGCGAAAAAGGCAAAGCGCUUUCAAGCCGAUGCCCGUUCACAGAUCCUGCGACAGAUCGAGGAGGAUAGACAGACAAUGAAGGAGCGGAGGAAGGCGCCCCAAACCAACGCAUCUAAUUCCCCAUCUCAGCCGCCAGCGUUGGGCUCUGAUGAUCCCAAAAGUGCCGAGCAAGAGAGAGUCAGAAACGAGAGGCGGGCUGCGGCGGAGCUGCGAUCGCGAACUCUUGGUCAGAACCUUCAGGACCAAGAUACCUCGCAGGGUCCGCAGACGUUGGUCACGGAACAACAGUCCUUGCAAUCAGGCGCUGCGCUCCCUGAAGUGCCACCCGCCCAGGAAACAUCGAUCGCACCCGCACCGUCUCCUCGAAAGUCUGAUUUUACGACGAUCCAGGCUCGAUUUCCGUCCAACACACUCAUAAAGUGUGUGCUCCCCGCUUCCAGCAGCGUCCACUCUCUCUUUGCACACAUCGGUCAAAAUGCCCCAAGCAUGGACGAGACCGUUGUUAGCACCAAAUUUACACUUCUCCAGCCCUUCCCAAGGCGAGUUUUCUUGGACGAUGAUAAGCAGUCCCUCUCAGAGGCUGGUCUUUGCCCAAGCGCCUCUUUGAACGUGAUCCGCGGUGCAGGUAUUGCAUCUCCAACUCAUCCCCUCUCAGGAGCCCUCGAUCAAGGUACAGCAAUGGACGAUGAUGACGUGGAUGACGGCGAUUCCUCAGAAAUGGGUGUGGACGGCGAAGAGAACGGUGAUGGAGGCCCGGUGGAUAUGGAAGUUGACGGCGAUGAAAGCGGCGACGAGGGGUCGAUGGAAGAAGAGGAGGACGAUGAUGAUGAAGAUGGGGUUCCUGGGCACGGGAUGGGAUUUCCUGGUCACGGAUUUGGUGGCAUGGGCCACGGGCAUCACUGGGGUGCAGGGAAUCGACUGACUGACGGAGCGACGGUACAGCCAUUACCUGCCGUUCCCCUAAAACGAAAGGUCGCCGCCGCGAAACGCCGACAAUUGGUUCCAUCCCUCAAAAAGCUGACACUGGAGAAAGCAUGUGGCAUGCUCAAAAAUCCGAAAACAUCGGUCCUCUAUCUAUCAUCACUUCGUCGGGUCGCUGCUCAUCAGGGUGAGGAGCUACUCCAGGCAUUGAUCAGGAAUCGGCAACUUGAUAAGACCACACUAGCAAGGUUGGGGCCUGUGCGUUUCCAGACUAUGGUGUUGGCCCAUACGCCAGUGUCUGAUUCCUGGUGUGACCUCAUCUCCGCAAAAUGGUUUGGAUGUUUGAACAAACUGGAUCUAAAAGGCUGUGAGGUCCUCACAGAUCAAGCCCUUCAGAGCCUGGCCGCUCUUCGUCAACUGGAAGAGCUUGACUUGACAGGUUGUCGCAUUACGGACCAUGGCAUACCGGACCUAGCAGACAUUGCAUCGCUUCAGGUUCUUGCCCUUUCCCGCACCAAAAUCACUACAACCGGACUUGUGUCACUGUCAUCAAGCCCUCUCUCGAAAACCCUGGUGUCCCUGAACAUCGCGCACUGCUCGAUAACGUCGAAUCGGAUCUUCCCCAUUCUGGAGCACUUCGAGCAACUGGAUGUUGUCGAUAUCACGGGAGUGUCGCUGGUCUCGCCAGCGGUUGCGCCCCGGAAUGGCGAUUUUGGGUUGCGCGUUCUAGAAGUGGGUUCGACCCGAUUGAGUGAUGCGGAUUUGAUCGCCGUCGUUCACAAGUGGAGCAUGCUGGAAGUGCUUGGGUUGCGAGGAUGUAUCGGCAUUGGAGUUGCAGGUUUAGGGGCAGCGGCGAAAUUGCUCAGGAACUUGUCACAAAUCACAUUCCCUUCCCGGCAAAUCGAUUUGACGCCCGUAAUAGGAUUGUACUACGACACCCCACUCACCCGACUGGACCUGGGCGGCAUGAUCAAUGUGACCGACGAAACAAUAGAAGGAUUGAACAAGCUAGCCCCUACGUUGACGGAACUUGAUUUGAGUGCCACGAAAGUCACCGACGCCAGUCUACGAGGCUGCCUCCCGCAGCUUGCCAGCCUCACCCACCUGCACCUUGACCGGACCGGAAUCACGGACGAGACUAUCUCAUUCUUGAAAUCACUCGAAAACCUCCACACCCUCUCCAUCGCGUCCACCAACGUCAGGUCUCCAGGAUUGAAGUACCUCAGUCAUUCCGAAUCCGUGCGGAUGAUCCGCGUACUCAACCUGGCGAGGACUUUGGUGGAUGAUAAAGGGCUGCCUUAUCUGACGGGUAUGGUCAACCUUUCGGCACUCAACUUGGAUGGGACCAAGGUGACAUUCGAAGGCGUUGAGGAGACGCUGGAGCCAGCGUUACCCAAUUUGCACCCACUUCGUUUGGCCGGUAUCGCGUCCCGUGCUGCGAACGACGACGAGGGUGCCGUGGAAGGAGAGCCACACGGAGCGGGCCAGGGGCAUUUGAUUUAAUUGAACUUCCCAGCGCAUGAAGCGGAGGUUCCCGAAUAACAUUCUGGGAAACCUGACAGGUGCCUCAACGAAAGUCAGACUGCGCAACUGAUCGCCUCCACAACAGCCCAAACGGCGCGUGUGCUAUCUUACGUCUCUGU